AUGGCGGGUCACCCAGCACCCCCAAGGAUUGACGUGGAGAUCUCGCCCGUCGACAACAGCGAACACACGUCCGCAACUCCUAAUCAUGCGGAGAAUCUUUCCCCUAGCAUGCUCCAAACACCGCAUGAGAACGGUAGAGAUCGAGCCUUUAGUGCGUUGAGCGGAAGCACCCAAUUCUCGACUCUAAAGAUCCCCCAAACAUCUGGGGGUGAGAAGAGCAUUGCUUCCAGCGUCUUCAGCGGAGAUGACCGGGAAGAUGCUCUCCGGCCGGACCCCGGCUCAGAGAGGGAUUUCCAGGUCACCGACAACAAGUUUGCCUUUAGUCCUGGUCAAUUGAACAAGCUGCUCRACCCAAAGUCUCUCCCAGCAUACGCCGCACUUGGUGGUAUUCGUGGCAUUGAGCGCGGUCUACGCACAAACCUUCAGACUGGACUCAAUGCCGACGAAUCGGUGCUUUCUGGCAAGGUCUCCUUCGAGCAAGCUACCAAAGCCAACGGGUCCAAUUCGCUGGGAUGGGAUGAGGUGCCUCUGCCUCCUGCGGACUACAAGCCUGCUGGUACAUCUGGGAACUUCACCGAUCGCACUCGCGUCUAUUCGAACAAUGCGCUUCCCGAGAAGAAGCCCACACCACUUUGGAAGCUAGUCUGGAUGGCAUACAAUGACAAGAUUCUCAUUCUCCUGACGGUAGCUGCUGCCAUUUCUCUUGCUCUCGGUCUUUACGAAACCUUUGGAAAGGAACAUGAGCCUGGUGAUCCCAUGCCAGUCGACUGGAUCGAGGGCUGCGCUAUCUGUGUUGCCAUCAUCGUUGUGGUGCUUGUUGGUUCCCUGAACGACUACCAAAAGGAGCGAGCUUUUGUCAAACUCAACGCCAAGAAGGACGACCGCAUGGUUAAAAUCCUCCGCUCUGGAAAGUCUAUCAUGAUCAACGUUGUGGAUAUCAUGGCUGGUGACGUCCUUCACCUCGAGCCCGGUGACAUGAUUCCCGUCGAUGGAAUCUUCAUUAGCGGACACGGCGUCAAGUGCGACGAGUCCUCAGCCACUGGAGAGUCCGACGCGCUGAAGAAGGUCGGUGGCGAGCAAGUCAUGCGCAUGAUCGAAGAGGGGCACCACAAUCUGAAGGAUAUGGACUGCUUCAUCAUCUCGGGAAGCAAGGUCCUCGAGGGUAUUGGCACCUAUGUCGCCACCUCCGUCGGUGUCAACUCUAGUUACGGCAAGAUUCUCAUGAGCAUGCGUGUUGACAUGGCACCGACUCCACUCCAGGUGAAGUUGGACGGUCUUGCAACUGCCAUCGCAAAGCUGGGAACCAGCGCCGCACUUUUGCUGUUUUUUGUCCUGCUCUUCCGGUUCGCRGCUGGCCUCAGCAGUAACCCGCGUUCAAGCUCCGACAAAGCGAGUCAAUUCCUUGAUAUUCUCAUCGUCGCUGUGACAGUUAUUGUGGUAGCUGUACCUGAGGGUUUGCCACUUGCUGUAACAUUGGCCCUCGCGUUCGCGACCACCCAGCUCGUCAAGCAGAACAAUCUUGUGCGAAUUCUGAAGUCCUGCGAAACGAUGGGAAAUGCCACUACCGUCUGCUCCGACAAGACUGGAACCUUGACGACCAACGUCAUGACCGUUGUUACUGGAGCUUUCGGCCCAUUGAGCUUUGACGACAAAAACCAAACUGGCAAUGAGGUCCGAACUUCCGAAUUCGUAGCCCAACUCAGCAAUGAGGAGCGCCGCCGUUUGAUCGAAGCCAUCACCAUCAACAGCACCGCAUUUGAGACCGAUGAGGGCUUUGUUGGAUCAAAAACCGAGACUGCUCUUCUGUCUUUCGCACGUGCCCUCGGAAUGGGUCCGCUCGGCGAAGAGCGAUCCAACUGUCCCGCGCAUGCAUUCUACCCCUUUGACUCUGGCCGCAAAUGUAUGGGAGCCGUUCAAAAGCUGUCUGAUGGCCGAUUCCGCCUCGUUGUCAAGGGUGCGUCUGAGAUCCUUCUAGGACACAGCACACACAUUGCCACAAGCUCUGGUCUCCAGCCUCUUGACGGUGCUCAGCGUGAGAGCAUCGAGUCUUUGAUCGAUACCUACGCCAAGCAGUCUCUUCGCACCAUCGCUUUGAUCUCUCGCGAAUUCCCACAGUGGCCCCCUGCUGGCUGCACUGCUGAGAACGACCCAAAUGAAGCAGACUUUGGUCUCCUCCUCAACAAUAUGACUUUCGACGGUCUCGUCGGCAUUCAAGAUCCAGUCAGACCCGGCGUUCCCGAAGCUGUGGCCAAGCUUACCAAUCGCGCUGGUGUAACGGUCCGUAUGGUUACCGGCGACAACGUGGUGACGGCCAAGGCUAUUGCAACGGAAUGUGGCAUCUACACCGAUGGGAUUGUCAUGGAAGGACCAGUCUUCCGUGGUCUGAACCAACAGCAAAUGAACGACAUCUUGCCUAAGCUCCAAGUCCUGGCCCGCUCUUCUCCCGAAGACAAGCGUAUCUUGGUAACCUCCCUUCGUGCUCUUGGCGAGAUCGUCGCCGUUACUGGAGAUGGAACCAACGAUGGUCCCGCUUUGAAGGCUGCCGACAUUGGUUUCUCCAUGGGCAUUGCUGGCACUGAAGUCGCCAAGGAGGCCUCCUCUAUCAUUCUUAUGGACGACAACUUUGCCUCUAUCUUGACUGCGCUUAUGUGGGGACGAGCUGUAAACGAUGCGGUCCGCAAGUUCUUGCAGUUUCAGCUUACCGUCAACGUCGCCGCUGUUAUCAUUACUUUUGUAUCAGCAGUUGCGAAUGAGGGCAUGCGAUCGGUACUGGUAGCUGUACAACUGCUCUGGAUCAACCUUAUCAUGGACUCCAUGGCUGCGUUGACCCUGGCAUCCGAUGCACCCACGGAAGAGAUUCUCGACCGUACUCCUGCUAAGCGCUCCGCUCCUCUCAUCAGCAUCUCCAUGUGGAAGAUGAUCAUCGGACAAGCCAUCUUCCAAAUGGGUGCAUCUUUCAUCCUGUACUACGCCGGCCCGGAUAUCCUCAACUACGAAUACGAUGGUGAUCAAAUUCGCUCGGUCGUGUUCAACACCUUUGUGUGGAUGCAGAUCUUCAACAUGUUCAACAGCAGAGUCCUUGGCAAUUCAUGGUCAAGAAUCUUUGUUGGCAUUCAUCGCAACUAUUACUUCAUGGUAGUGACUGCUAUUAUGAUUGGUUGCCAGGUAAUGAUCAUGUUCGUUGGCUCCACUGCCUUCCAGAUUGUGUCUAUCGAUGCCAAAGACUGGGGCAUCAGCAUUGUGAUUGGUGCCCUCUCUCUUCCUUGGGCAGUCGUGGUCCGUUUGUUCCCCGACGGCCUGUUCGAGAAGAUUGCAAAAUUCUGUGGUUACCCUGUGGUACUUGUGUACCGCCCUAUGAGCCGCUGGACGCACGCACUGUCUCGCAAGAUCCGCUCACUUCGCAGGAAGCGUCCUGAAAGCCAAGCAGUGGAAGAGAUGGCAGAGGCAGAGGCACAGCGAGACUUUGAGAAGGACAAAGUGCAGGACCCAGAGAAGGGUCGCGUUUAG
This is a messenger RNA of Ramularia collo-cygni, 3507 nucleotides long. RefSeq names its product related to calcium-translocating P-type ATPase(PMCA-type),putative. Bases 1 to 3507 code for a protein of 1168 amino acids. Gene Ontology annotation, biological process: intracellular calcium ion homeostasis; calcium ion transmembrane transport. The record is from RefSeq and is a predicted model, not a curated record. Gene Ontology annotation, cellular component: intracellular membrane-bounded organelle; membrane. NCBI's taxonomy places the organism in Eukaryota, Fungi, Ascomycota, Dothideomycetes, Mycosphaerellales, Mycosphaerellaceae. The transcript has 5 exons. Gene Ontology annotation, molecular function: ATP binding; ATP hydrolysis activity; P-type calcium transporter activity.